UUCACACGUAAAGAGGCAGGCCAGGUCGUGGGCGCGUCUAUUUAAGCGACCUGAGAUUUGCCUCGAAAGCCCCGACUCGCGCGCUCGCAGAAGGGAGGAGCUGCGGAGGAAGGGCCCCCGGUUCGGUUGAGGGAGGGAAUUAUAUUCCAACCAAGGAGCGUAUCCCCAAAGAUUCUUAGUAAGGGGUCACAUAGAAGCAACGGAAACCCCCAUGACGGCGCUUUCUUCACCCUCCUCCUCCUCCUCCUCCACCACGCCUGUACCAUCCCCCCUUCCCGCACCCCCUCGUCCCUCUUCCUCCCACCCCACGAGUCCUGAGGACGGGAGCGACAGGGAGGACAGGGGCACUCGCCGUCGGAAGCGCUCCUCCUCCGCUUCUUCCUCCACGUCCCUCUCAUUGGCACCCGCAGCAGCG
Molecule: messenger RNA, 415 nt
Organism: Nannochloropsis gaditana CCMP526
Exons: 2
Source: RefSeq, a predicted model, not a curated record